Messenger RNA from Brachypodium distachyon (stiff brome), 1473 nucleotides. Its product is annotated as embryonic protein DC-8. The transcript has 2 exons. Bases 105 to 1289 code for a protein of 394 amino acids. Lineage: Eukaryota; Viridiplantae; Streptophyta; Magnoliopsida; Poales; Poaceae. The record is from RefSeq and is a predicted model, not a curated record.
CCAAACCCGAUCACUCCUACUACUGAGACUCCCUCGCAUCCAGUCAGUCCAUCUCGCAAAGCACACGAUCAACAAAUCGAACUAGAACUAGCCAGUUUGAGCCAAUGGCGGCCAUGUCGCGGUCCAGGAGGCUGGCGGCGCUGCUGCUGCUGCUUGCGCUGGCGGCCGCGUCGGGCGUGGCGGCCAAGCUGACGUCGACGGAGCAGCAGGGCGCGGCAGCAGCGGCCAAGGAGGGCGACCCGUCGUGGACGGGUUGGGCCAAGGACAAGAUCUCCGAGGGGCUCGGCCUCGACAAGAUCUCCGAGGGCCUCGGCCUCAAGCACGCCGUAGCCGACGACGAGGAGGACGCCGCCCGCAAGGCCGGCCACACCGUCAAGUCCGCGCGCGAGUCCGCCCAGCACGUCGCCUCCGAGACGGGGAGGCAGGCGAGCGGCAAGGCGGGCGACGCCAAGGAGGCGGCGGAGCAGGCGGCGACUGGGGCGGCCAACAAGGCGGGGCAGGCCAAGGAGACGGCCAAGGAGGCGGCGACGGGGACCGCCGGUACGGCGUCGAGGACGGCGGAGCAGGCCAAGCACAAGGCCAAGGAAACCGCGGAAGCUGCCAGCCAGAGGGGCGCCGAGGCGCACGAGCGGUCCAAGCAGGGGAAGGCGAAAGUGGAGGAGACGGCCAAGGAGAAGGCCGGACAGGGGUACGAGACGCUGAAGCAGACCAAGGACUCCGCCGCCGACAAGGCCGGCUCCGCCAAGGACACGGCAGCUCAAAAGGCCGCUGCCGCCAAGGACGCUGCUGCUCACAAGGCCGGUGCCGCCAAGGACGCCGCCGCUGACAAGGCCGGUGCCGCGAGGGACGCGACGUGGAAGGCGCAGGAGAAGGUGAAGGAGUACAACGAGGCGGCCGCGGAGAAGGCCGGGAGCGCUAAGGACGCCGCCGCGGAGAAGGCGGCGGCAGCGAAGGACGCGGCGGCGGAGAAGGCAGCGGCCGCGAAAGACACCGCGGCGGAGAAGGCCGGGAGCGCCAAGGACGCGGCGUGGAAGACCGCCGAGCAGGCGAAGGGGAAGGCGGGGAGCGCCAAGGAUGCGGCGCUGGAGAAGACGGAGUCGGCGAAGGAGGCCGCGUGGGAGACGGCGGAGGCGGCCAAGGGGAUGGCGGGAGACGGGUACGAGAAGGUGAAGGAGAAGGCGUGGGAGGCCGCUGACGCGACCAAGGAGAAGCUCGGGGAGGUCAAGGACAAGGUCACCGGCGCGGCGGACGGCAAGCAGAAGAAGCUCCGGACGGACGACGAGCUGUGAAGAGGAGGGAAGACGAUGAUGAUCCCCGCAUUUCUUGCCGUAGUUCCUUCUUGAUGAUGCAUUCGAAGUCCCUAGUUUGAGUUACGCUCUUUUGCUCUAGUUCCUUCCUUUUAUGUUGCUCCAAUGCUCCUUGUAAAAUAAUGUAAACAAACUUUUUUAUCUUGCACGAACAAGUUCUUGGCUA